This is a messenger RNA of Mesorhabditis spiculigera, 582 nucleotides long. NCBI's taxonomy places the organism in Eukaryota, Metazoa, Nematoda, Chromadorea, Rhabditida, Rhabditidae. The record is from the annotation of a GenBank genome assembly.
AUGGUGACAGGGGUGUACCUAGCCCUGCUGGCCAUCGAGGACAACCAGACGGCCGAUGAAUAUUAUCGCUACGCGGUUGGGUGGCAGACCGGAUGGGGUUGCGCAACGGCUGGAUUUUUCGCCGUCUUUGCUUCACAACUCUCGAUUACUUCGAUGUUCUUCAUCGCUUUCGAAAUGGCCUAUAAUACCAGGAAGGCAAUCUACGGUCGCCGACUUGGCUGGGCUUCCGGAAUUCUGAUGCUUGCAAUCGGCUAUGUUUUAGCAGCCGUCAUGGCAGCCCUUCCGCUUUUUGGUAUCUCCAGCUACUCCACCUCCAGCAUUUGCCUGCCACUACGCGUCGAUACGCUCUGGGACAAGGACCCAGACGCUCCAAGCCGUCCAGAAGAUCGGGCGGUGAUCAAGAAAAUGGCGCUGCUCAUCGGGACCGACAUGAUUUGCUGGUUUCCCACCCUGUUCUUUGGCUUCACAGCCGCCCUCGGGUUCCCGCUGAUCUCGAUCUCGGACGCGAAGAUCUUCCUCGUCUUCUUCUUCCCGAUCAACUCGUUCAUGAACCCGUUUCUCUACGUGUUCUUCACAAAGUUU